Messenger RNA from Colletotrichum chrysophilum, 543 nucleotides. RefSeq lists its product as uncharacterized. Gene Ontology annotation, molecular function: RNA binding. NCBI's taxonomy places the organism in Eukaryota, Fungi, Ascomycota, Sordariomycetes, Glomerellales, Glomerellaceae. The transcript is spliced from 2 exons. The record is from RefSeq and is a predicted model, not a curated record. Bases 1 to 543 code for a protein of 180 amino acids.
AUGGGAUCCCGCGAGCAGCCCGCAGCGCUCCUAGAGGACCGCCGCAUCUACCUGGGCAACCCGCUCUACGUCGUCCGUCCGGUCGAGAUCGAGGACACACUGAAGGACAACGACUUUGGCAACUUUGAGAAGAUCGUCAUCUCAGUCGAUCCCGUGAAUGGGAGGAACCCAGGCUACUGCUUCGUCGAUUUUGUCGAGCGUGCCGAUGCUGAACGGGCGUUGUCUUCCCUGUGCGUCGACAUACGCGGUCGCCCAGUCAAGGUCGGGCCCUGUGAGCCGAAGAAGCAACGGCAGAGAGUCUGGGGGAGGGAAGAGGAACCGAAUGAUAAGCGGUGGGGUAAUUGGACAGGCCAGCAGGAGCCUGGUGCUGAAGGGACUGGGGACAGCCCGUACGAGGCGAUGGGCCACUUUGAUAAAGUCGUUGGCACGGAUGGUGACGGCAGGCGGCUGUAUAUUGGCGGGUUGACGAGGAUGAUUGACCAACAACAGGCCCAGGAGGAGAUGCGGGAUAUCCUGGCUGGAUUCAAUCCGACCUUUUACUAA